Messenger RNA from Aureobasidium pullulans EXF-150, 429 nucleotides. RefSeq lists its product as uncharacterized. NCBI's taxonomy places the organism in Eukaryota, Fungi, Ascomycota, Dothideomycetes, Dothideales, Saccotheciaceae. The coding region runs from base 1 to 429 and encodes 142 amino acids. The record is from RefSeq and is a predicted model, not a curated record. The transcript has a single exon.
AUGGAUUCUCAAUCAAACCAACACUUCUACGCCCACCAGAGACCUUCCUACCCUCAGGCCUCAUACAACCAAUCAACCUUUACGUCCUCGGCCAGCCUGUCAUCGUUGGCUUCCAUCAACACCAGCCCUAGCCAAACCAACAUGAGCUCGCGUCAAUCACCUACUCUGGUCUCUGCCGCCCCCGUGUCGUCGCCUUCCAGCCAAUCUCAACACUUCUCGUUACCGCCUUCAAUGAACCAAGAGAACAACUACUACCAGCAAAUGCCCCAGUUCCCUCAACAACAUCGCGGUAGUUUCUCCGAAGAGCAAAGACCCAGAGGCCUCAACGACACAUCGCCCUUUUUGCAAGACUUCAGUCUUCUUGCUGAGGCUGCCAAGCGUGCCCAGAUGGCCGUCAUGAUGAGAGACUUUGACGAUCUCGAGAUGUAA